CAUUACAUACCCUGUUUUGCCGACAAAACUGGUGUCCUCCGAGCCCUGAUCCGCGAACAGGGGGCCAGGAAUCUCAAGGCUUGCCUGGUCUGGACACCGGAGGCUACCGAGGUCUUUGUGUCACUGGUGCAGGAGCUGGCCUCUGCUGCGACCUUGGCCACUCCUGACUACACUCUGCCCUUCCAUCUAGAUGUCUCUAUUUCAGGGAAAGUUGUGAAUGGAGCUCUGUACCAGAAAAUGCAGCAUGGACGUGCAGUGUUGAUGUAUUGCAGCGUCCCCUUGGACAACAUUGAGCAACGACAACCCGAUUGUUCCAGGUAUGCGGCUGGCCUGGCGAAGGUCUUACUCAAAACAGCCCACACGGUCAUGGGGCAUCCAGUCUAUGUGUUAACUGAUCAUGCGGUCUCCUCGUUUGUCGCAUCGGCGGCAUUCACGUUGACUCCGCUGCGACAAACACGAUUGUUGAAAAUAUUGACUGCCCCAAAUGUCAACUAUGUCCAUUCCGGUGUGAACAUGGCCGAUCAAUUGUUGGUGGGACCCCAUGAGUGUGCAUCAAAGGUCCAGACGGUGACGAAAGUCCGACCUGACCUCUAUUCCACUCCGCUCGGGCACGGUCGGGUGGCGUUUACAGAUGGCUGCUGUUGGAGAGACAGGAUGGGCUCCCUCCAUGCGGCCGCGGCGGCGGUCGAGUGGAGGGAUGGCUCCUUCCAGCCUCUUAAAGUGAUGAAGCUCAACACCCACCCAUCAGCCCAGGCGGCGGAAGUCUUUGCUCUGGUGUUAGCUUUGCGACAAUGCAAGGGGGAGGCCGUGACCAUCUAUUCUGACUCCGCUUAUGCGGUGUCGGCGGCUUUGAUCGAUCUGGUAGGGUGGCUACAGAAUGGGUUCACGACGGCCAGAGGCUCGGAGAUUGCGCACAAGGAUUUGAUGUUGCAGUUGUUUGAGGCGUUGAAGUACCCGAGCGAGGUGGCCAUUGUCAAAGUGCCUGGUCACUCCAAAGCUGACACUUUAGUGGCUAGGGGGAAUCGAGCGGCUGAUGAAUUGGCCAAGCAGACGGCCGGGUACGGCGGGGCAGAGGACAUGAUGGUGUCCCGCGGUCCACUAAUUGUGGACGGGGAGCACCCCGACUCCUGUUUGCCUCUGUCACUCUCGCAUGCCGAUCUGUGUGCCGCCCAGGGUGCCACCUCCCCGGAACAAAAAUCGGUUUGGCUGGCAGCAAAGGCUGUCAAACGAUCAGAUGGCUUGUGGGUAGGACCCAAAGGACAGCCAGCUCUUCCGGAGGGAAGGCUGAUGUCGGAGAUCCUGACACAGGCUCACACACCUUCCCAUGUGGGUCCCCAUGCCAUGAUGAUCCAUCUUCGAAGUUGGUGGCAUCCCAAACUCUCGGAUGUGGUCUGGAAAUUCGUUGCAGAUUGUGAGUCUUGCCAGACGUUCAAUGCACGCCCUACGUUGAAACCAAAGCCCGGCCUGUUUCAGCCGGCCCCGUGGCCGGGGGCAGAGGUGAUCAUUGAUUUUACCGACAUGAGUACAAGAGUGAAUGGGAAACGCUUUUUGCUUGUGAUGGUUGACGCUUACUCAGGCUGGCCUGAGGCAUAUCCGUGCUCGAAAGAAGAUUCUACUGCUGUGAUCAAGGCUUUGAUCACCCAUUACAUCCCCACGCAUGGUUUCCCGGCCCUGAUCCGCUCUGACAAUGGUACACACUUUAACAACAAAGCCUUGGCCAAGGUAGAAUCAAUUUUGGGGUUGAAGCAUCGAUUCGGCUGUGUCUACCAUCCUCAGAGUCAGGGCGGAGUUGAACGUAUGAAUCGAACACUGAAGGAGAAAUUAGCCAAAAUUAUGGCUCAAACGACAAUGAAUUGGCUCCAAGCGCUCCCGCUUGCCUUGUUGUCUGUGCGGCAAUCCGUUAACAGGCGCACUGGAUUCGCACCAUUUGAAUUGAUGACGGGUCGUCUAAUGCCGGGACCAGCAACGACGCUCGUCCCACCAGAGGAUGUUACGGUACCAAAUUUGUCUCAUGCAGCAUACUGGUCCUAUUUGUCUGCUUUGGUGUCCAGUGUUUCUGCACAGAUUGGAGAGAAAUCCGCUGCGGCUGCGGCGGAGGAAGGCGUGUCAGCGGAGAAACAGCUCACGCCGUACGUGUACGUCCGAGUCAUCUCUAGAAAGUGGACGGACCCCCGGUGGAAGGGCCCCUUUCGUGUCUUGGCCAGGACGUCUCACGCGGCCCAGCUCGACUUCAAAGGACGCCGGUGGUAUCACUACUCACAACUCCGUCCGGCCCCAGAGUUUGUUCCGUCAGGAUGAAGGUAUUCCUGUUUGGCCGUGUCCCGGACCCGGCCAAAAGGGGGGGAACAGAAGGAACAAUACGGAAAAGGAAAGGUUUUUGGGAAUUUUCAGAAUUAUUUUUAGUAGGAGUGCUAUGUGUGAGUUGUCUUUUUGUGUGGGCAUUGAUGACAAUUGAUGAGACCAUCCAGCAGAAAACGUCCCAAAUUCAAAAUUCACCCACCAACAAACAAUACCGAUGCAGAGGAAAAGUAGUCUAUGAAGCUGAGGUGAACACAACAGAAGAGCUCUCACGAGAGGAACAGGAAGGUUUGAGACAGAGAUGUGACAGCAAAAAUUGGCAAACGUAUGUCACGUUGUCUAAUUGGACAGAGACCAACCAAACCUUACAUGACAAAUUGGAAAAGUACCAGAGAAGGGUGUGGAGGAACCAAAUUCAACAAGUAAAGAGAGUAUUGGAUUUAGCCCCACCCGAUAGAGAAGGGACAUGUAUUUACCAAUGUAAAGAAGAUGGACAGUUUGUUGUUGCUUCGUGUCAUGGGAAAAAAGAAAGCCCAUUUUUGACAACCAUGUGACUCAACAAAAUAUGACAUGUUUAAAGUUAAACGGAACCGGCAUAAGUAUUGGGACAAUAGAUCCCACAUGGUGCAAAGUCAAUUUGUCACUGAAUGUAACCUCUCCUCUCUCUCGUGCAGACAUCUGGUUGUGGUGUGGUGAUGACAAAUUAUAUGAUCGCUUGCCGAAGAACGCAUCAGGUAUCUGUGCCCUCGUGUCUUUGAUAAUGCCUGUGGUGGUUGUCCCCAUUGAAAUACAGAAUCUCAAUUGGGACCUGGAGUUCCCACUGGCGGAGCUCCUGAAGCGAGCCAAAAGAGACGUUUUGCCCCCGUGGUUGAACGACGACGAUCCAACAUAUAUUGACGCUAUAGGAGUGCCCCGGGGUGUACCAGAUGAGUAUAAACUCGCUAAUCAAGUGGCUUCGGGAUUCGAAAGUAUCUUCCUAUGGAUCACCCCCAAUAAAAAUGUAGACCGCAUUAAUUACGUUCAUUACAAUGUCCAACGACUGGGUAAUUAUACAGCUGAAUCAUUCGCCGCAGUUCAUGAACAAUUGGCUGCAACGUCGUUAAUGGCGUUCCAAAAUAGAAUUGCGUUGGACAUGUUAUUGGCUAAGGAACAUGGUGUAUGUGGAAUGUUUGGUGACGCAUGUUGUACUUUUAUCCCAAACAACACGGCACCAGGGGGCCGACUGACCAGGGCGUUGGAAGGACUAAGGACACUGAACAAAAAGAUGAAAGAUCAUUCAGGUGUACACACCGAUAUUUGGUAUGAUUGGAUGAAAGCGUUUGGAAACUGGAAAGGGCUCAUCAUGUCUGUGCUUGUUGCUGUGGCUAUUUUCACUACAAUCAUGAUAUUAUGCGGUUGUUGUUGUAUUCCAUGUAUUAGAUCACUCACUGUCCGGUUGAUCGAGAAAACCGUUGGCCCGUUGCCACCGAUGGGGCAAUAUGUCCUGUUGACUCAACAUGAGCCGCAGGGGGAAGGAAGGAUCGACACCACGCUGGUGGCUGUUUGCUAGGGUAACGGGUGAUGACCUCAUAAAUGAGGUCAUGAGAGGGAAUAAAGGGAAAUGUGCUUUUGGGAGUUUGCAAACAUAUUUUAAGGUUGUGUUAAACUUAUAAUCAUAUUAAUAUCUAGUAUUGGAGUGCUCGUGUGGAUUGGUGGGGCCGAGGAAUGUGCAGGCAAACUGUAUGAACUUGUUUUCUCGGAAGUGUUGUGUAUAGUUCUAGACAGGGAGUACCGGACGAGAUAAUCUCAAGGUCGGUGAGCUACGAGAACAACGAGCAACUAUAUGAAACCAGACUUCGAGGGGAAAACCAAACCGUCUGACCUCAGCGACACCUGGACGGGGAGGAGAUGGCCAUCCACCAAUCAUCUCACAAUAUUUUGCAUGCUUUAAUAUUCAUAUUGUGUUUCUUUAAAACUGGGCAACCCGGAAGAAUGUGUCGUCUUUGGUGGUCACAAAAACGCACGAGUUUUAGUGUGAGGGACCCGGGACCCAGGCCUGUAUUAGUGCGCUUUGUCAGGAAUAAAUAAUUGGUAAAUUUGGUCUAAUUGA
Molecule: messenger RNA, 4387 nt
Organism: Syngnathus typhle (broad-nosed pipefish)
Lineage: Eukaryota; Metazoa; Chordata; Actinopteri; Syngnathiformes; Syngnathidae
Exons: 1
Biological process (GO): DNA integration
Molecular function (GO): RNA-DNA hybrid ribonuclease activity; nucleic acid binding
Source: RefSeq, a predicted model, not a curated record